GAAGUGUGCAGCAUGACAGAGCUCCACGAAGCCGUGGCUUUGGGGGACUACGACCUAGUGGAAGAGAUUUUGAGGACAGGGCGCUGCGACCCAAAUCACAAGGAUGUUGACUGGCACGACAGGACCCCGCUGCACUGGGCUGCUGCAAAAGGCCAGUCGGAACUGGUCAAGCUCCUGGUGGAACACGGCGCCCGGCAUUGCCUGCGGAGCGAUGUGGGCUGGACUCCGGCUCACUUUGCUGCUGAGUCGGGGAGGCUGGGGGUGCUUCGCACCCUUCAUUCCCUGCACGCUGCCAUGGAUGCGGCUGACCUCUUUGGCGACACUCCCAAGAGGCUUGCAGAAAUCUAUGGUCACCAAGACUGCUCCAAGUUCUUAGAAAU
Messenger RNA from Antrostomus carolinensis (chuck-will's-widow), 380 nucleotides. It is a transcript of the gene ANKRD66, whose product is annotated as ankyrin repeat domain 66. The record is from RefSeq and is a predicted model, not a curated record. The transcript has 2 exons. Gene Ontology annotation, molecular function: protein binding. The annotation marks the transcript as partial. Lineage: Eukaryota; Metazoa; Chordata; Aves; Caprimulgiformes; Caprimulgidae.